GAUUAGGAUAUAAAUCUGAAUAUAAAAGGCAACCAGUGCCAGCUUAGUGCUAGGUCCCGCUGCAACCUGCCUCUCAUUCGAGUUUUUCGCCUUAUCUUUGUGGACAGAAACAUAAUGGCACUGAAGGUAGCGAUGUCGAUGGUCUUGGUUUUCUUGUUUGCUGGAAUCUGCGUGGGACACCCGGACGGAGCUGACGACGAGGCCUGCAAAGACCUUUUUCCGCAUCACGGAUACAAUGAGAAGAGCGCUGCUGAGGGUCGCGCCGAGGGCUACCGUCUCGUCCAAAACAAAAAAGACUACAAGCCCGGCGACGUCAUCACAGUGACGCUGUCCUCGGAGGCUUCUCCUUUCAUGGGGUUCCUCAUCAAGGCCUUCGACGAGGACGAGAAGGACGUGGGCUCCUUCUGGAGUCCCGGACCGGACUCGAGGGCAUUCAGCCACUGCUCUGGAAUCACGCACACCUCGAAGAACCUGAAGAAGAGGGUCGUGGUGCAGUGGCUGGCUCCAGAGAACAGGUCCGGAAAGGUCCACUUCAAGGUCACGGUCGUCAAAGAAUUCAAGGACUUCUACCACGCCAUUCCAAGCACGUUGGCUUAACCCGGCCCAAAGUUUGUUCAGAAACACCGACGAAUAAACGCCCAGGCUAUUUCUUUUUAA
Ixodes scapularis (black-legged tick) is the source of this 657-nucleotide messenger RNA. Its product is annotated as putative ferric-chelate reductase 1. The coding region runs from base 115 to 597 and encodes 160 amino acids. The transcript is spliced from 4 exons. Lineage: Eukaryota; Metazoa; Arthropoda; Arachnida; Ixodida; Ixodidae. The record is from RefSeq and is a predicted model, not a curated record. Gene Ontology annotation, molecular function: oxidoreductase activity, acting on metal ions.